GAACGAGGGAGGAGAAAGCGUACGAUUGUGAAAAGUAUGAGAAGAUUGAUGGAGGUCCCAUUCCCAGACAGACAGCUCAAAUUCAAUGAUCCAAAAUGGAAAAAAAGAACAGCCUAAAAGCAAAGAUUAACUGAAAAUCCAAUGUAUUUGUAGCAGCAAAUAACCAAUCCAAUCCAAUAUUCUCUCUUUCUCUCUCCUCAAUUAAACAUCUUGAUCAUCCUGGAGAGUGCAAAAACACAAUGCCAACCGUUGCUCUUGAACCGCUCCUUCACCAAUCUAUCAGACAAUCUCACCCCAAAAUUCAUAUAAUUCGGCCUCGAAAAAUUGUACCCUUUUCACUGAAUUUCAGUUCAAGAAUUGCCAAAAUUGGUGGGAGUUUUGUUAGCUAUGGACCUUCAAAACCCCUCUUUCUUACUGCUUGUUCUGCAACUACUACGCUUCCUGUUGCCUCGCAAUCACAACCUACGGCAAUUGUUUACAGUGAGACAUUUGAGUUGCAAUGGACGAAAAAGGUGGAGGGCAAGAUGUGUAUUAGACUAGAUCAAGGGGAAGAUGGAGAUAGUUGGAAAUGGACAGUUGGGUGCACUGUUCCAGGGAAGUGGGUUCUACACUGGGGUGUGAAUUAUAUAGGCGAUGUGGGAAGGGAGUGGGAUCAACCUCCAAUUGAAAUGAGGCCUCCAGGUUCUGUUGCUAUAAAGGAUUAUGCUAUAGAGACACCAUUGGUACAAUCAUCUUCCUCUGAGGGCAAGGACAGUCUUCAUGAACUAACCAUCAAUUUCGAUUGCAAUAGUAGAAUUGCGGCUAUCAACUUUGUGUUGAAGGAUGCAGAAACUGGAUCAUGGUAUCAGCAUAAAGGGAGGGAUUUUGUGGUGCCUCUUGUUGAUUAUCUCUGUGAUUAUGACAGUGGUAGCGGAAUGAAGAGGGAAUUAAGUUCAUGGCCAGGAACUUUUGGACAGAUGUCUGACAUGCUUCUUCAAAGUGAAGGCCCUGAGGGUAGAGAUGAAGGAAGUGGUGAAGAAGCGUCUGCUGAACCUACUUUAGCAAAUAGGUUACUUGAAGGGUUUUACGAAGAGCAGCUUAUAGUAAAAAAAGUUCCUGUUUGUAAUUCACUUUCUGUCUCUGUGAAAAAAUGCUCGGAGACAGAUAAGAAUAUUGUCUCCAUAGAAACUGAUUUGUCUGGGGAUGUAGUAGUUCACUGGGGAGUAUGUAGAGACAAUGCAACGAAAUGGGAAGUACCAGUGGCACCACAUCCACCAAAUACUGAAUUAUAUAAGAAUAAGGCAUUGCGUACAAGAUUGCAGCCCAAAGGGGAUGGAUUUGGAGCUAAAGGAGUUUUUACUUUAGAUAAAGAAAUUACUGGAUUUCCCUUUGUCCUGAAGUUGAAUGAUGAUACAUGGUUGAACAAUAGAGGAAAUGAUUUUUUUAUCCUUCUUUCUGAGACUCAAAGUGGAGGUAGUCCAUCUGAAGAAAUAGAAAAGAAGGUAUCUUCAGAAACAAUCUCUACUUCUGUGAGAACGGAAGAAGACCAACCAAAAGAAGAUCAAGAAGAUCUUCCCCCUACUUUUACUGAUGGAAUCAUCAAAGAGAUACGGAAAUUAGGUACUGGCAUUUCCUCUGACAUAAAAUGGAAAACAAAGAGUAAAGAAGCACAGGAAAGUAUUCUGCAAGAGAUCGAGAAGUUGGCUGCCGAAGCAUACAGUAUCUACAGAAGCUCAACUACAGCCUUUCUUAAGGAAGCUGUUUCAGAAACUGAGGAAUUAGAAAUUCCAGCAGAAAUUUGCUCUGGGACAGGGACUGGAUUUGAGAUUCUAUGUCAGGGAUUUAAUUGGGAGUCCCAUAAAUCUGGAAGAUGGUAUAUGGAGCUCCUCGAAAAAGCUCCCGAGUUGUCAUCACUUGGUUUUACUGUAAUUUGGAUGCCACCACCUACUGAAUCUGUAUCACCUGAGGGUUAUAUGCCAAGUGAUCUUUACAACUUAAACUCGAGAUAUGGUACAAUUGACGAGCUGAAGACUGUUAUCAAGGCAUUUCAUAAAGCUGGCAUUAAAGUUUUGGGAGAUGCUGUCAUAAAUCACCGCUGUGCACACUCCAAGAAUCAAAAUGGUAUUUGGAAUAUUUUUGGAGGCCGCCUUAAUUGGGAUGAUCGUGCAGUAGUUGCUGACGACCCUCAUUUCCAGGGUAGAGGCAAUAAAAGUAGUGGAGAUAACUUCCAUGCUGCACCGAACAUUGAUCAUUCACAAGACUUUGUAAGAAAUGAUCUUAAAGAAUGGUUGCGUUGGCUAAGGAAAGAUAUUGGCUAUGAUGGCUGGAGGCUUGAUUUUGUGCGUGGAUUUUGGGGUGGUUAUGUCAAGGAUUACAUUGAUUCCAGUGCACCCUACUUUGCUGUUGGGGAGUAUUGGGAUUCACUUAGUUAUACGUAUGGAGCGAUGGAUUAUGAUCAAGAUGCUCAUAGACAAAGAAUUGUCGACUGGAUCAAUGCGACUGGCGGAACUGCGGGUGCAUUUGAUGUCACCACAAAAGGAAUUCUUCAUUCCGUUCUGGAGAGAUGUGAAUAUUGGCGACUGUCUGAUCCGAAUGGAAAACCGCCCGGGGUUGUUGGCUGGUGGCCUUCUCGUGCAGUUACCUUCAUUGAAAAUCACGACACUGGUUCCACCCAGGGUCAUUGGAGAUUUCCUGGUGGCAAGGAAAUGCAAGGUUAUGCUUACAUCCUGACUCACCCUGGAACACCAGCAGUUUUCUACGACCACAUCUUUUCAGACUACAAAUCGGAAAUAUCUGCACUCAUCUCUGUCAGAAAUAAAAACAAGAUCAGCUGCAGGAGCAGAGUUAAGAUAACCAAAUCAGAGAAGGAAGUAUAUGCAGCAAUUAUAGAUGAAAAAGUGGCUAUGAAAAUCGGACCUGGUCAUUACGAGCCACCAAAUGAGUCCCAGCAAUGGUCUGUGGCUGUUGAGGGCAGAGAUUACAAGGUUUGGGAAGCAGUAUGAGUACCUGCAUCGGUUUCUUGAAUCAAGGUUGGGAGCAUUUCAAGAUGUAUUUCUCAAUGUAGAUUAUGUUGUAAAGUAGUCAUUAUUACAAAUGCACGGAGUCUAUCUAUAAUUAUUGUACAGGAAAACCAGGAAAGAUUGCAAUUGCUGAAAUUGGAUCUGCUCUGCAGUCUAGCUGUGUUAUUCUUGCUUUUAUUUAACUGGAGAAUUAAGUAUGAACACGAUGUUAGUUUUUUAGUACUGGGACGAAUGUACAAUUUUAUGUACGAAUACCAUUUAUUACAAUACACGAGAUACUCGUGUUUAUUCA
This is a messenger RNA of Spinacia oleracea (spinach), 3291 nucleotides long. Its product is annotated as alpha-amylase 3, chloroplastic. Lineage: Eukaryota; Viridiplantae; Streptophyta; Magnoliopsida; Caryophyllales; Amaranthaceae. Gene Ontology annotation, biological process: carbohydrate metabolic process. Bases 240 to 2981 code for a protein of 913 amino acids. The record is from RefSeq and is a predicted model, not a curated record. The transcript is spliced from 13 exons. Gene Ontology annotation, molecular function: alpha-amylase activity; calcium ion binding.